Cylicostephanus goldi is the source of this 606-nucleotide messenger RNA. The record is from the annotation of a GenBank genome assembly. NCBI's taxonomy places the organism in Eukaryota, Metazoa, Nematoda, Chromadorea, Rhabditida, Strongylidae.
AUGACACAACAUGGAUACUGGUUUGUCAUGGGUGACAUACAGAAUCUACUGGCUCAUCCAUCGCUUGCUAUAAGUACGGUGCUCCAUCCCACAGCAUUUUCGGACACCUAUACAACGCUUCUGAAUCGCAUGCAGGGAAUGAAUGUAAACUGGAGAAUCGUUCGUGGUGAACACAGAGAAAAUGAUAAUACUGAACUUGUACAGCGGUCCUUCACUCUGGAAUUUGAAGCACUUGCUCUUACGAUGUUCAACUUCAUUACUGCUAUAUCCCAGAAAAAGCAUUACGUGGCAGCUGUAGCCUUUUUUGACAAGAUCGUUGUUGCACUCAAGAACUGGAUUCAUGCGAUCAGUGGAUGGUGCACUGGGGACAUCAUUGAAUGUCCUAAAUAUUGCGUUUCAUUCCACCUUCCCCUUCACAGGCACCUCUCUACUGCCCUAUCCCAUUUCAACGAUAUGGAGCUUUUCCGAAGACAUGUGGAGGAUUUCCGUAAAGAUGAGCCGUUACUGAGAAGGAUUGUUCUGCAUCCCUUGAAGAUACAGGUUAGUUUUUCUGCCUCCCUCAACGUGUUAGUUUUUGAAAGCGAUGUUGCUCGUGAGUUUUAUUGA